UGGUAAGUCAAAUAUAGUUGGAUUUUGUCGCCUGCAACAACGAUAUUAUUAUAUGCUAAGUUUUGCUUUCUGACACUUCACCACACCCAUGAUUGAUCGUAGUAAUACUCAGCAGUAGAUAUCUCUUCUUAUGCUACUGUUUUUAUUGCUGGGAGGGAGUAUCUGUAUCUGAAAAAUUCAAAACUUUUGACUUUUCGAUUACAAAAACUAUUAGGUCCUUUUCUCUCAAUAUUCUUCAAUGUCUUUGAUAUUUUCCCCAAUUUCUAUCUCAACUCCUCUGAAACCGGAAAACGUGUUUAACCUUACGCCCAUCACUUCUCCAAAUGCCGCUUCUCCGCGUCCAACCUCGCAAGAUGCUCGUUUUUUGCUUUGAGCGGAGGGGGGAUCGCAGAGCUUCUUCUACAUUUCGAAUAUGGAAUGACUCCCCCGAAUUGAUUGUUGCUUUUAAGGUUAAGACCACAGAUCGCCUGAAGUUCAGCGGUAGUCCUAUUUAUGGAAUUCUGAUGCCUAGAUCGCAUUGUGAUGUAGAUGUAACUGUACACGGUCAAGUGGAGGCUCUCUUUAAGAUACAACAUGCGGAUAAUGUUAUUAUAAAAAGUCUGAGAGCAAGUGAAAGUGACACGGUAGAAAGCAUCCGAAGCCUGUUCACAGAACGAAAAGAUAUGGAAGAUUAUAAACUAUCAGUGGCGUACACGAUGGAUCAGAAACCAUCGAACUUUGAGUUCACAGAACGAGAAGAUAUGGUCGAAGAUGAGAAAUUAUCAGUGGCGUACGCAAUGCAUCAGAAACCAUCAAAUUUUGAGAUUGGCAUCGUCGUUCUACUCACAUGCUUCGCCUUCUUGUACUUUGCGACGUUGAUUCUAUCACACAUAAGGGCUUUGAUAUCUUUGAUCACAAUAUUGGUGGUAAGGGUGGGUCUGUGGAUGAUGAAGAGUAAAGCUUUAGAUGCUGCAGAAGAGUGGAUUAAGAGUACUCUUCUUUACUUAAGCUUCUGUUUUCUUGCUGCUAUCAAGGAGUAUGUUCUUGAUCUGUGUUGGGGGUGGCUUAAAGUCAUCUAUAAGGCUUUCCCUGGCCUAUGUGAUUCUCUGUAUUUGUAUGUUUUCGGGCCUCAAGUGAGAGGACAGCGUCCGCGUCGCAGAUAUUAGUUUCAACUGUGAAAUUACAUGUUGAGUUGACAUGGAACUCUAAGAGGCUUCUUGGUAUGAUGUAAUGGAAUAAAGAGGAAAUGGAAUGGAGAUGAGAAUGAAAUGAGAAUGUGCUUGGUGAAUAUAAGGAAUACAAAUGGAAUGGAAUUGUGUAGUA
Messenger RNA from Salvia splendens (bonfire salvia), 1302 nucleotides. RefSeq names its product vesicle-associated protein 1-1. The coding region runs from base 324 to 1145 and encodes 273 amino acids. Lineage: Eukaryota; Viridiplantae; Streptophyta; Magnoliopsida; Lamiales; Lamiaceae. Gene Ontology annotation, biological process: endoplasmic reticulum membrane organization. Gene Ontology annotation, cellular component: plasma membrane; endoplasmic reticulum membrane. The transcript has 8 exons. The record is from RefSeq and is a predicted model, not a curated record.